Molecule: messenger RNA, 1801 nt
Organism: Condylura cristata (star-nosed mole)
Lineage: Eukaryota; Metazoa; Chordata; Mammalia; Eulipotyphla; Talpidae
Gene: HOXC6
Product: homeobox C6
Exons: 2
Coding region: 234-965 (243 amino acids)
Biological process (GO): anterior/posterior pattern specification; regulation of transcription by RNA polymerase II
Cellular component (GO): nucleus
Molecular function (GO): RNA polymerase II cis-regulatory region sequence-specific DNA binding; DNA-binding transcription factor activity, RNA polymerase II-specific
Source: RefSeq, a predicted model, not a curated record
CUUACUUUCAAAGCACACACUUAGUCUCAACUAGGGAAUCAACAGAAGCAGAAGCGAUUUUUUUCCCCCUUCUUGACAUCUGGCUUGCGAUUGGCUGGAAGAGGGUCAGCUGACUUUGUCAUUUUGUCUGUCCUGGAUUGGAGCCGUCCCUAUAACCAUCUAGUUCCGAGUACAAACUGGAGACAGAAAUAAAUAUUAAAGAAAUCAUAGCCCGACCAGGUAAAGGCAAAGGGAUGAAUUCCUACUUCACUAACCCCUCCUUGUCCUGCCACCUCACCGGCAGCCAGGAGGUCCUCCCUAACGUCGCCCUGAAUUCCAGCGCCUAUGAUCCAGUGAGGCAUUUCUCGACCUAUGGAGCCGCCGUUGCCCAGAACCGGAUCUACUCGACUCCCUUUUAUUCGCCACAGGAGAAUGUCGUGUUCAGUUCCAGCCGGGGGCCGUAUGACUAUGGAUCUAAUUCCUUUUACCAGGAGAAAGACAUGCUCUCAAACUGCAGACAAAACACCUUAGGACAUAACACACAGACCUCAAUCGCUCAGGAUUUUAGUUCUGAGCAGAGCAGGACUGCGCCCCAGGACCAGAAAGCCAGUAUCCAGAUUUACCCCUGGAUGCAGCGAAUGAAUUCGCACAGUGUGUGUUUUGUGCCCGGAUCUCUAGGGGUCGGCUACGGAGCGGACCGGAGGCGCGGUCGCCAGAUCUAUUCGCGGUACCAGACCCUGGAACUGGAGAAGGAAUUUCACUUCAACCGCUACCUAACGCGGCGCCGGCGCAUCGAGAUCGCCAACGCGCUCUGCCUGACCGAGCGCCAGAUUAAAAUCUGGUUCCAGAACCGCCGGAUGAAGUGGAAGAAAGAAUCUAAUCUCACGUCCACGCUCUCAGGGGGCGGCGGAGGGGCCUCGGCCGACAGCCUGGGCGGGAAAGAGGAAAAGCGGGAAGAGACAGAAGAGGAGAAGCAGAAAGAGUGACCGGAACUGUCCCUGCCACCCGUCUCCCUCGCUCCCCCAAACUCCCUCCAAAAUCACACACUCUGUAUUUAUCACUGGCACAAUUGGUGUGUUUUGACUCCCUAAAACCAAAUUAAGGAGGCAAAUAUGGACCUGAAAGUCAACUCUGGACCCCUCCCUCCGCACAAACUCUCUCCCACCACGCGCCGCCUCCUAGCUCCCUCCCUGGCUCAUCCGGCUGCUCCGCAGGCCCCUUCCCCGCCGAGGCCUGGGGUCGGUCCCUGAGUCUCUCUUCAGAGCCCCAGUCUCCCUCCAAAUGAGAUCUUGGCCUCCAGCCCCCUCGGCGUCCCCUUCUCUCCCCGCAGAGAGCCGGUCCCCGAGUCCCGGCCCCCACUCCGGGGCCUCUGGGCCCGGCCGGCCACCGGGGAGGGCGGGAGGCCGAGGGGGGCUAGUUGUGGCCCCUCAGCAACCCCCAGCCUCCCCCCCAGCCGCAGCCCCUGUCCUCUGCCCCAGCAAAUGCCCAGCCCAGGCAAAUUGUAUUUAAAGAAUCCUGGGGGUCAUUAUGGCAUAUUACAAACUGUGACCGUUUCUGUGUGAAUAUUUUUAGCUGUAUUUGUGGUCUCUGUAUUUAUAUUUAUGUUUAGCACCGUCCGUGUCCCAAUCCCAUCUUUAAAAAGGAAAAAAAAAAUGGGGGGGAAUAACAAAAAAAAAAAAAGAGAGGAAAAAAAGUGAAUGACGUUUGUUUAGCCAGUAGGAGAAAAAAAUAAAUUAAAAAAAAUCCCCUCGUGUUACCCUCCUGUAUAAAUCCGACCUCUGGAUCCGUUCUCGAAUAUUUAAUAAAACUGAUAUUAUUUUUA